AUGAAAACUUUGAUCAUUAUUAUAAGUGUGCUGGCCAUUACUGUGAAGAUUUACGGCCUUAACAUUGAACGUUUACGAAGAUUUUAUGACAGUAUAACAAAAUGCAGUCAAGAAUUGGGCAUACCAUUGACUGAAGGCCAUGCAGACGUCGUUCUGUGCGCAAUAAUAAAGGAUGGCCAGGUUUUUGAUGAGAAUGGCGCGUUCGUAAAGGAGGCAACCUUUAAAGCAUUAGAAGAUGGAAUCUCCGAUACAAACAAACUGGAGCAGGCAAAACAAAUUUUCGAAAAGUGCUACGAUGAUGCAAAUCAAAAAGAUCUUACCAGCGAGGAACGGAAGAAGGAGAUUAAUAGUUGCUCCUACUCAACUGUGUCUUUCUUCGACAAACUAUCUUAA
Messenger RNA from Dinoponera quadriceps, 393 nucleotides. RefSeq lists its product as uncharacterized. Gene Ontology annotation, molecular function: odorant binding. Bases 1 to 393 code for a protein of 130 amino acids. Lineage: Eukaryota; Metazoa; Arthropoda; Insecta; Hymenoptera; Formicidae. The record is from RefSeq and is a predicted model, not a curated record. The transcript is spliced from 5 exons.